CAGGGGUUCAAAUACUUAUUUUCCCCUCUGUAUUUAGUAUGAUGGCUAUUUAGUAUGAUGGAUGAUUUAACAAGCUCAGUUUAUUGUUUUGGAUGUUUUUUGUUAGAUAGUAUUGAGAAUGCCAUUAUUUUCCUUUUUUUCAUGUGUGUAACGUGCCCCAUGUAGAUGUGUGUUUUAAGUGGCUUGACUCUCCAACUGCAGUUUUUCAAAAUGACUUCACCUCACACAUUGGGUAUGUCCAAAACCGAAUGCAGCUGCCUGCCACCUUGCUGCCUUCAGCUGUCUAACGAGUCCGAGUCAGUUGCCAUAGCAGACACCAUGGUACCUACUACAAACUUGGUUUGUUACAAGGUAACAACGCAGAACACCGUUGCCAAGAUACCGACAACUGACGUAAUAAUUCAAAUAGAAUUGUGUGAUUUGAAGACAGUAAAGGAUGCAUGAAAAAAUUCAGCUAAACAAAGGUGUCUUAGAAGGCAGAAUUGUAUACAAAUAUUGAAUUCGGACAUGCCUCGAUGCCUUCCUGCCACCAAAUGCUGUCAUACAAGGCAGAAUUGUUUCCAUUUCGGACAGACUCAUAGAGGUUAACCGGGGUCAAAAGGCUUUGCUUUUUAAUUCUAUCUUGUGAGAGGAGUCUUAGCCAUUAUACUGAUUCUAGUGGUUCAGUGCAAUCCCCCAUAACCGCUCUUAUGGAUCUGAAUCCAAGCACAGAGGCUCAGACACCACCCCAAAGCCAGCCUAUGCCUCACUCCAGACAUGCCACACAAUAUUAUGAGUCCUCUGUGUUAUUUUCUCGUCCAGCAGUGAUCCCACCUCAAUGCCAGGGACAGUCGCCGGUGCCCUUUCAACGUUAACGGACGUCUGUCGCCGUGUCCUUAGUCAUAAGACUUGGCUCAUGCUCAUACUCGAUGACACAUGCCACCCCCCACCACCCCUCCCCCUCCCCUGUCACACACACAUACCACUCCUAUUUAUCUGGCCGUGGGCGUGGAGGAAUUAUGCCUUCUCCAAACACAUCUGUCAUUGUGCCGAGCGAUCGGCUAGGCCUUUCUUAGCAGAGUUAGUGGAUGCUUUAUCGAGCUGUUUACACAACUGCGAGUGUUUAAGCAACCUGAACAGCUGGGGCCGGGAGUGGGCCCUGAAACAAGUCUGGGAGGUCGAAGGCCGUGUUGUUGGAAAGUGAUGGAGAUUUCUGAGCCGCCUAUUUUUCCAAAGAGGGUGGCAGUGUUGGACAUGGAGGAGGAGGAGGAAGGGGCCUUUGGGCUUCAUGAUAAUCUUCAUGUGUGACAUGGCGGUGCUAGCAUUCCCGCUAGCCCUCUCACUCUGUCUCUCACCUCGCUCCCUCCCUCCCUGCGGCCGAUCUCCUAAUAACCCCACUGGUGUUUUGACAGGAGAGCUGCCGGCCUCUCGAUUUCUGCACUGGCCUCCGCCUCCUUACAUUCCUGUGAGUAUUAGCUUAAUGGGGGCAGAACUAUUAUAUUUCAUUAAUUUCGCACCCUCUGAAGGAAAACCAGUUUGUGUUUCAAUAUCCUAACAAAUUCAGUUUGAGAAGAGUUAGGUGUCUAUGCAUAUAAAAAUAGCAAGCAUUUUAUUUACAUUUGAAUAAAACCACAGACAACUAGAAAAAGGGCAGGAAACCUGAUAUUUGGUAUUUGGCCUCUUACUGGGUGGCUUAAAGUAAAUUAAUACCAUAUGAUCUUUUGAUCAUAUCACAUAUCUUGACCUACAUACUAAGCUAUACAGCGAGGUAGAGUGCACUGGAUUCAUUUAUAUAUCCCAUCUGUGUUGUUUGCUCUUUAAGAUAGUGACCCAAGAGCUCCCGGUGCCCUGAGAGGCUUAGACUUUCAGUAUAGUCAACAUUAAGGAAAAAAUAAUGAGGCCAGUGAGACCUCAAGGUUAGAUCAUAUCCAUUGGACCACACACCUUGCCUUAAAUGGUUGACCCAAGGUCAUCUUGUCCUCCUUUUAAGGUAUACUGCUGCUGGUCCAUAACAUGUAUACCAUCCAACAGGGAUUAGCUAUUGUGCUGAUCAGAGAGAGAGAGAGAGCGAGAGAACAAUGUAGUGAACAGAUGCAGUCUUUUCCUGGAAAGAAAAAUAACAGAUUAAGAAAUUCCUGAACGUGUAGUGGUGGACAGUUGGUGUCUUUGAGCUAUCUGACUGGAUAUGUCAAGGAUGACUAAUUGUAGUCAGGGGACUUAAGUCUAUGAUGUCAGCCAUGAAAUUCCCGCGCAGGCAAAAACAUCGCCUCAACAUCAUGGCAGUAAUGAUCGAGUGGACAGGCGCGUGGACUCCCUCAUGCUCAUCAAACGCCCACAAGCAUUUGGGAGCCGACAAAACUGUCAGGCCUUUCAUCUCGGAUGAGGAAAAAGGGCGUAUGGAAAGGGCAGUGUAUUAAGUGAUUUCUCAUAUGAUAGUGCUCGCUGAGUUUCAUAUGAUGACUGUGAGAUGAAAGUCUGCCAUAAUAUUAAGAGUAAACAUCAAAUGUUUUUGAGGUUUUAAUUUUUAGCCGAAGAGAAGACUGCAAGUGUGCUGUUAAUCAAUAUUUAAUGUAAUUGUCUCUUUACUUCAGUUGAAAUGAUAAUCGAUGUGUUUCAUUUAAAGAGACAUGUGAAUCGACUACAAAAGGUGCUCUUUGAGAGGUGUACAGAGAUUCAGUCCGGUGGAAAUAUGCAACGCCAGGCAUUACAGUGUCAUGUCUAGCCUACGUAUACCUUGUUAACCGUUAAACGUGGAAACAAUGUGGUACACUACACCACUGAAAAACUAUCCGAAACAGCUUUUAUAUUUCAGAUUAUAAUCACCCUUUCCUCAAUAGACAGUGAAUGAAAAAUGAUGAAUAAUCGUAAACUGUGAACAACCCUGCGUCUCUAGUGUCCGCUGUAGGCUACCUGUCCGUGGGACAGCUGUGGCGCAGCGCUGACGGGCCGACAGAGAGACACCGGGGUGGGAGGGGAUGUGUGCUGCAGUCCUGCUCCAGCACUGGCAGUGAGGGAGGGAGGGAGAGAGACAGAGAGAAUGAGUAGGGGUAAAGAACUGCUGGCACGUCAAAAUUCAGACAAAACCACUCAGGGGAAAAGAACUUACGCAGUUGCGAAGUUAAAUACCGACAUGAAGGAUACACGAUAAGGUCCCAUGAUAAAGGAUGUUAUUUUUUUCUGGAAGCGCAAAUCGCUUCUUACUCGAGUGAAUACGGCUAAAUGGGCGCUUCUAAAACCUUCGAUUUGAGCAUAGUUUCAGAAUAAUUCCCUCGAAAAUGACCGGCAUUUAUACAUUUUACGUGACUCUCUGAUGUAUCGCUGUUAAAGUCUGGCAGGUCCUCUCGAUGCUCAUAAGCUUCUUGCGGGACUCGGAGGAAUAACAAACUGCGGUCUGCAAACUACAGCAGGACGGACAAUCCCAUUGGGCGGCGAGAGUGAAAGUGCUUAAACCAAUCGUUUAAAAACGCAUUGUGGCGAUGUUUUCUGAGUGAGACGGACGAAAGGGUUUUUGAUAGUAAAGAAAAUGGAAUGGAAUCAUGUCGAGGCUGUGCAGGAAUUCACAGCUGAAGGACAAUGCAGCAAAAUUAAAGUCCGGUCAUGCAGAAUCACCUGGGAUUCGCACCAGGUGGGGAACUCUCGAGUGGAGCUCACCCUGUCGGAGCUGCAAGAGAUGGCUUCACGUCAGCAGCAGCAGAUCGAGGCCCAGCAACAGAUGCUCGUCGCCAAACUUUCCACUGUGCGUUCUGAGGAGCAGCGUCUGCGUUAUCUGAAGCAUCAGGACGGGAGGCCGGGCCAGUCUGUGCCUGAGGCGGAGAAGCUGCAGAGGCUGAAGGAACGCGUGGACAGCCAGGAGGCCAAGCUGAAGAAGGUCCGCGCCAUGAGGGGCCAGGUGGACUACAGCAAGAUCAUCAAUGGCAACCUGUCAGCGGAGAUCGAGCACGUGAGCAGCCUGUUCCAGGAGAAGCAGGUUGAGCUGCAGUCGGCUGUGCUGAAGGUGGACCAGCUCACCCAGCAGCUGGACGACCUGCGGAGAGGUCGCCUCAACGGCCUGCAGCCGCUCGGAGGGCCCAUCAGUGGGGCUGCCGCGCUGGAGCUCCGUAAACUCUACCAGGAGCUGCAGAUCCGUAACAAGCUGAAUCAAGACCAGAGCAGCAAGCUGCAGCAGCAGAAGGACCUGCUCAACAAGCGCAACAUGGAGGUGUCCAUGAUGGACAAGCGCAUCGGCGACCUCCGCGAGCGCCUCUACAAGAAAAAAGCAGAGGCACGUCUCCCUCAGCCCCCCAGCCUUAACCGGAUGAAUGGACCCCCGUCCCCACAGCCCGCAGCGGGCAGCUCAGGUCGGGUGGCAGCUGUGUGCCCCUACAUUCAGGUGCCCAUGCCGGGCAGGCAGGAGGGGGGCUACGCAUUUCCCCCCGAUCCCCUCAAACCACAGUCGCUCUCCAUGACCGCCACAGUCAAUCACGCUCGCUCCAAAUCCGCAGAGGAGGAGGGGUUUGGAGGCGUGCGAAAGCCCCUGGGCCCCUGGAAGGUGUCAGAUUUAGACCUCAUAGCGGACCCCUCGCUGGUACCGCCCGCUCCAGAGGAGGCAGAAGGGCCCGGGGCCCCCACAGACCCCGCAGGGGCCCCCACAGACCCCGCAGGGGCCGACUGUGAUUCCACUAAUGAUGCCAGCUGGCCAGCUCUCACCAAAAGCAUGCCGCCACUCGUACCUCCAGACAAGAUGGCCGUCGGAAUGCAGGGUGACAAGAACCUGGACUCGAACAGGCUGGUGGGGGCAGUGACUGCUCUGUCAAAGCAGCCGCACUCGACCUACGGCACGUAUCCCAGUGCGGGCCACCACCCCACCAUCUGCUCCACCAGCUCCCUGCCCCGCUCUGCGCCCGCCACCCUGGCCUGGCAGCGUUCGCCCCCGACCUCCAGGUCGGCCUCCCAACAGAUCCAGCAGCGGAUCUCUGUGCCCCCCAGCCCCUCUUCCCAGGUGGUGUCCCCCAUGUUCCCCGGGGAGAGGCCCGACCCCCCUCUGGCAGCCGCCGUGCGCCCCUUUGUAACAGACCGGGGCGCCCGGCCACAGUCGCCCCGCAAGGGCCCGGCCACCAUGAACUCGAGCUCCAUCUACCACAUGUACCUGCAGCCGGCGGCUAAGGGCUACCCCAGCAGCAGCAGACCGGCAGUGAGGGCUGUCUAUGGAAAGCCUGUCCUGCCCUCCAGCUCUACUUCCCCCUCCCCCAUUCCCUUCCAGCACCAGAGCAGUCGAGAUGAGCCAGAUGCCGAGGGUUCCCCCCUACCUCCGCCCAGCGUGGAGAACAUCCCUCGUCCCCUCAGCCCCACCAAGCUCACGCCCGUGGCCCACUCCCCAAUGCGUUACCAGAGCGACGCCGACCUGGAGGUGCUCCGCAGGAAGCUGGUUAACGCUCCGCGCCCGCUGAAGAAGCGCAGCUCCAUCACUGAGCCGGAGGGCCCCGCUGGCCCUAACAUCCAGAAGCUUCUGUACCAGCGGUUCAAUACGUUAGCCGGGGGCAUGGAGGGAAGUGCGGUGGGCACUCCGUUCUACCAGCCAGACAGCCCGUUGAGCUACAUGGGCCCGCCGAUGAUCCUGAGCGAGGACGACUCCACCAAUGGGAACGCGCCAGUUCCCGACAGCCUGGCGAUGAUGCCACCUGCUGUCGAGGUGCCAACACAUGACGCCCCUCUGCCUCCGCCGUCCAGGUCUCCUCCGUCUUCAGAUGCCAACGAGAACAGGCUGGCGCAUCCCAGCAUCAACACGAUACCCAGUGCUCAGAUCGCUGAUGCCCAGCCCUCCCCUCAGAUGUCUAGACUGGCACUGGACACCACAGAGGACAACAGCAACAACAACCACCGCCACCAGCCAGGCCCCACAAAUGCCCAUAGUAGCCCAGUACCAGAGGCCUGCACCCCCCCUGCAGUGCCUGAAGUGCAGCCUCAACCCAGCACACCCCCAAGCCCAUCGGCCAAACGGACCAAUCUGAAGAAGCCGGGUUCCGAGCGAACGGGUCACGGGCUGAGGGUGAAGUUUAACCCACUGGCUCUGCUGCUGGAUGCCUCCCUGGAGGGAGAGUUUGACCUGGUGCAGAGGAUCAUCUAUGAGGUGCGUAAUCCAAGCACACCCAACGAUGAGGGCAUCACUCCACUCCAUAACGCCGUGUGCGCGGGGCACCAUCACAUCGUUAAGUUCCUGCUGGACUUCGGCGUAAACGUCAAUGCAGCCGACAGUGAUGGAUGGACCCCUCUGCACUGCGCUGCCUCCUGUAACAGCGUCCAUCUCUGCAAACUGCUGGUGGAAUCGGGGGCGGCCAUCUUUGCCACGACCAUCAGCGAUGUGGAGACGGCCGCAGACAAGUGUGAGGAGAUGGAGGAGGGAUAUAUUCAGUGCUCCCAGUUCCUCUACGGUGUGCAAGAGAAGUUGGGGGUGAUGAACAAGGGGUCUGUCUACGCUCUGUGGGAUUACGAGGCGCAGUCGGGCGAUGAGCUCUGCUUCCACGAGGGAGAUGCCCUCACCGUGCUGCGUCGCCGCGACGACAGCGAGACGGAGUGGUGGUGGGCACGGCUGAACGAUAAGGAGGGAUACGUGCCACGCAACCUGCUAGGGUUGUAUCCCAGGAUCAAGCCCAGGCAGCGCUCUUUGGCAUAGCGCCCUCUGGCUGCCACCAUAUGCAAGUGCAAGCUCCUGUGAGCAGUCUGGUGAUCCACUGGCGCCUGCAGACAGCAGCUUUGCCCUGGGGCACUGCCCUCUCUGCGUGCCUGUGCCCACUGGGCACACCUGGAGAGAGAGAGAGAGAGGGCCAUGCCUACAGGCACAGCGCCCCAUGUCUGGGUGCCCUGGCCUGGGCUAGAGUCUAGCGUCUGGGGUGCCUCAUACAUGUGCGUCUGGAAAAGAGAGACAGUGGAAGGAGGGAGGGAGAAACAGACUACAAAUACAGAUACUCCACCUGCAUUCACAGCUGUUUACUUUCAUAUGGCUGAACCUGUUUUUUUAUUUUAUUUUUAUUUUUUCCCUACCGGAUCACGCAGCUUUGUUAGUGUUCUUAUUAUAUUUUCAAAUGAUCUUUUCUGAUACAGUUCACAUCUUGUGGUGUGAGUGAGCUAGAAGUGGAAAUGGGCAUUUGAGGAGAGGGGGAGAGUGGGAACAGAGGAUGUGCUGUAAACAUUUCAAGGGUGUCCUCGAAAGAAUGUUUAUUUGUGUGUGUGUGUGUGUGUGUGUGUGUGUGUGUGUGUGUGUGUGUGUGUGUGUGUGUGUGUGUGUGUGGAUGGGGGAAGAGUGAAAGAGGAAAAGGUCGGAGACUAAAGUGGGACACAGGAGCUGACUCGGAGAAAAGGAAGGAACCAAAGGCAUCCGAAAGUGUUAUUUUUUUUUUUUUGGACGAAGAGGACGAGGUGAAUCUUGAGGCUAGCAGAGAGGGUUUUUUAUUGAAGGAAAUAGAGGAUGUGGCUCAGGGAGGAAACGGUGUACGUGUUAAUUUGUGAAUGAGUGCGAAUGUGCAGAAGUGAAGGGGGAAGACUGAGAGGAGAGUGAUGAGAAGUUUCUUGGGGAUAACUGCCAAGUGAGCAGCAAACUAUUAAAAACAACCAGAAUCUGUUACGGAAUUAGUCGGUGGCCAACUCAUUUCUGAAAUGGUCAAAAAACAUGAAAGGCAUACUGUAUUCAGGGGGAGAUCCUCCAUUUUGAACUUGUAUCCUUACACAAUCCUUUUUUUAAACUGAAAUACUUAGACAGGAAUUUGUAUGUUGUAUUAUAUUUUUCCUGUUUAAAGUGUUUGUGAUUUAAUGCACAUUCAAAGUAAUGCUUUAAAACUGCUCGACAACAGAAUACUCCAAUUAACCCUUUAAGGAGUGGAUCACAAAUAUGUGAUUAAAAAUGUUGCCAACUGAAGGUUCCACUAGAUGAUGUAAAAAAUGAUCUCAAGGGACUGUUAUGAAUGACAGUUGAUGUAAAUUCUUGAUCUGUAUGGUAUAGUUCUGGAAUGACUUGCAAAAAAAUACUCACUCCACAAAGAGUUAAAAGUUGUGGAUACACUAGUGGCUGAGUGGAAUGGCAUCAUACAACAUCAUUUACGCAAGGUGUCCUAUACAUGUAUAAAAUAAAAGAGAUCCCAGACUGGGAAACCUGA
Clupea harengus (Atlantic herring) is the source of this 8105-nucleotide messenger RNA. RefSeq names its product protein phosphatase 1, regulatory subunit 13Ba (gene ppp1r13ba). Gene Ontology annotation, molecular function: p53 binding. Gene Ontology annotation, biological process: regulation of apoptotic process. NCBI's taxonomy places the organism in Eukaryota, Metazoa, Chordata, Actinopteri, Clupeiformes, Clupeidae. Gene Ontology annotation, cellular component: nucleus. The record is from RefSeq and is a predicted model, not a curated record.